This is a messenger RNA of Condylostylus longicornis, 1806 nucleotides long. RefSeq names its product BTB/POZ domain-containing adapter for CUL3-mediated RhoA degradation protein 3. Gene Ontology annotation, molecular function: protein binding. The coding region runs from base 206 to 1093 and encodes 295 amino acids. The record is from RefSeq and is a predicted model, not a curated record. The transcript has 4 exons. Lineage: Eukaryota; Metazoa; Arthropoda; Insecta; Diptera; Dolichopodidae. Gene Ontology annotation, biological process: protein homooligomerization.
GUAGCAGACUAUUGAAGAAAAUUAGACUGCCAAAUAAAAUAAUUUAUUUUAAAAAUUUUCCUACUUUAUCUUCCUCUAAAUUGGAAUCUUUAAUAAUUUAAAAUUAUUUUCUAUAGUAUAGCCUAAACUUUUUGUUAAAAAUUGAGUGUUGGCUUCUAUAUUUAGGAUAAUUGACAAUCGGGGUGAGUGAAUUCGUGGACGAAAAAUGUCUGGUGAUCAAAAAACAUUAUUAAAGGGAAACCCAUCUCAAUAUGUUAAGUUAAAUGUUGGUGGACGAUUGUAUUAUACUACUAUUGGUACUUUGACCAAAUGUGAUACAAUGUUGAGCGCUAUGUUUAGCGGCAGAAUGGAAGUUUUAAUAGAUUCAGAAGGAUGGAUACUUAUAGAUCGUUGUGGCACACAUUUUGGAACUAUUUUGAAUUAUCUGCGCGAUGGUAGCGCCAUAUUGCCGGAAUCAUCGAAGGAAGUUGCAGAAUUGCUUGCUGAAGCCAAAUAUUAUUGUAUAACUGAUCUAGCAUUAUCUUGCGAAAGAGCUUUAGACAAAAAUAAGGAACCUGAGCCAAUAUGCAGAAUACCAUUAAUAACCUCUCAAAAAGAAGAAGCGCUUUUAAUAGGUUCGUCAACAAAACCGGUUGUUAAAUUGUUGGUUAAUCGACAUAAUAAUAAAUAUUCGUAUACAAAUACCUCUGAUGAUAAUUUGCUCAAGAACAUAGAAUUAUUUGAUAAACUUUCAUUGCGUUUCAGCGGUAGAAUACUAUUUAUAAAAAAUGUUAUUGGAUCAUCGGAAAUUUGUUGCUGGUCAUUUUAUGGUCACGGAAAACGAGUUGCUGAAGUUUGUUGUACAUCAAUUGUAUAUGCAACUGACAGAAAACACACCAAAGUUGAAUUUCCAGAAGCCAGAAUAUAUGAAGAAACAUUACAAGUUCUUUUAUAUGAGAAUCGGAAUGCACCAGAUCAAGAACUUCUGCAAGCAACAUCAUCGGUUCGAGGAGCAGUAAGUGGCGCUGGUCUUCAACAAUAUACAAGUGAUGAAGAAGAAGAAAGAACUGGCUUAGCGAGAUUAAGAUCUAAUAAACGUAAUAACCCAACAUGAUUAGCAAAUCAAUUGAUGGUUGGUUUAUUACCAAAGAAGAAAUAAUAAAAAUAUACUAUAAUAAAACCUAUAUCUUCAGACAUAAUACUAAAUAUUAGCUCUUGUAAAAGGGUAUAUAAAAUGAGCAUUAAUCAGACACUACUUGUGAAUAGAUAAUACAUACAUUAACAAAUUUUAAAUUUAAGAGUAAAAUAGUGUCAAAAUUAAUCUCGGAUUAUUAUAUUCUCGGGAAAGAUGAUAGGAAAAAAAUUCAAAGCAAUUAAUUUGGCAAUAAUGUGUGAAGUCGUAAAAGAUGUUUGUGAGGAGAAAGAUUAACAAAUAAUCUAGGCGACUUCUUUCCAUUAUCAGACUAAUUGCUACCUUUUUUUUAAACACUUUCAUCUUUCUAAAAGUCUGAAACCCAUCUUAGUAAAAUACAGUCGUCAUAACAAAAGAGGGUAUCUACCCUUAUAAAAUAUAUUUUCAUAUACGUAAUAUUUUAAGAAAUGAUAAUUUGGCAAAGAAAUAAUUUCACACACAUAAGUAUUUGUUUUUCAACAUUUUAUUACAUAUUAUUUUUAAAGCAAAAAAUAUGUGUUAUUUCAUUUUUAAUAAAUUAAAGCUUACACACGAUUCCUCUAAAUUUUUACAAUCAUUAGGAAACAUAUCUAGCUAUAUUUGAAACGUUUAUAUUUAAGAGUUGAAUUGUGAAGCUAUAAAUGUACUUUAAAAUA